Caenorhabditis angaria is the source of this 4714-nucleotide messenger RNA. The record is from the annotation of a GenBank genome assembly. Lineage: Eukaryota; Metazoa; Nematoda; Chromadorea; Rhabditida; Rhabditidae.
AUGAAAGAAUUACUAAUUUUUUUGAUUUUCGUACUUGUUUCAAGUUUGGAAGGUUCGAAAUGGCCAAGAAGAGUGAGUUUUUGGUUGGAAAACAAAAAAAAAUGAUGACAAAUAAAAGUAAAACUACGAGACUCCGCAAUGACGCGUGUUUUUUGGGCGGUCACUUCCUUUUUUCGCUUUUGGUUAUCGCUUAAACUUUUAAAUUCGUGUUGGUUUCUGGUUUUACAUCUUUAAUCCAAUUUUGCUCUUUUUCUUAUCAGAAAAAUUACUGAUAAUGAUGAAAAAUGCGAAAUUCUAGGAGAAAUUUGUUUUUUUUUUCAAUUUUCGAAAAGCUAGAAUUCAGGAAGAAUUUAAGAAAUGACUUUUUAUAAUGAAGAAUUAUAAUAAAGGCUUCAAAGUUUGAAAAACUGCAAAAAAAUGAAGAAAAACUGAAAAUUUACAGUUUUCUGCCUUCAACUUUGUUCAAAAUGCGUUUCAGAAAAAAAUUAACAGCUCUACUUUUUCAUCUCGACAAGACGAAUCAGAUGGUCUAGUCAAAAUGCUCUGAAACCGCCUUUAAAGCCCUGAAAUUGCGUGGAAAACUAAAAAAAUUCGAAAAAAAUAAAAUUGUGUUCUGCAAACACGCUGACGCACAAAUGCACACUUUUCCUGCCUACCGUAGUAAAAAUUGUUUUUUCUUUUUUUUAAUUUUUGAAACUAGACUUUUGGGCCUAGAUUUUGAUGAGUUAGCCUAACUUUUUUCAAAUUUCACAGAAUUUUUUAUCGAUUUUUUCAAUUUUUCCGCAAUCCCUCACCAAAAAACUCACCAAUCGCUUCUAUCACACAAAAAUCAUCGAAAUCCAAAAAUCCUCCAAGUUUUCCACGUUAUUAAUAGUGAAUUCCAAUUGCCCAUCAAUAUUUCGAGCUGAAAACUCAAAAUUUUCAAUCGAAGCAGUGUUUCUCUAGAGAAAACCCACCUUUCUUCGAUAAUUCUCGGAUUUUCCGUUGGUUUUUCAAUUUCAGCCUGAAAUCCACUGAUUUUUCCCGAAAACCUGAAAACCCAGAAAAAAAAAAACAAAAAAUGAGAAUAUUCUCGUGUUGCGCUAAACAGCGCGCAAGCGGAGUGUCGUUCACAGCAAAAAAAAAUUAUGGGGUGAUUCAGGUCGGAAAAAAAAACUUUAAAAAACUUUUUUUACAAAAAAAAUUCGAUUCAGCUAUAUUUUUCCUGUUUUUCGACAUUUUUUCACAUUUUCUGAAUCGAUUUUUUUUGUAAAAAAAACGUUUUUUUUUAAAGUUUUUUUUUUCGACCUGAAUCACCCCAUAAAAAAAUAAAAUUGUGUUCUGCAAACACGGUGACGCACAAAUGCACACUUUGCCUACCGUAGUAAAAAUAUUUUUAUUUUUUUUUUAUUUUUGAAAUGAGUAUUUUUCGAUGAAACGUGACCCAAAUUUAAAAAAAACCACGUGUUUUUACGAAAUGCUACAGUUCUAAAAUAGAACUUCUCUAAAACCUCUCCAAUUCCAGCGCUCUCUCAUCCACCCCAAAACUUUCGAUGACAUUCCCCCAAACGUCGAAGUCAAAUGGUACAAGGGCAUGCGAGUGGAUCAUUUCGCCUACGGCAACACCGACACCUUCAAUCUUCGCUUCAUGUGGAAUAACACAUUCUACAAGGCGGGCGGCCCGAUUUUCUUCUACACUGGAAAUGAGGGAAGUCUGGAGGGAUUUGUGACAGCAACCGGGAUUAUGUUUGAUAUUGCACAGCAAUUUAAUGCCAGUUUGAUUUUUGCUGAACAUCGAUAUUAUGGACAAACUCAACCGUAUAACACGUCAUCUUAUGCGGCAAGUGCGCUCUAGCGAACUAAUUAAAUUAAUUUAUUUUUAUAGAACCUCAAAAACCUGGGCUACCUCACCAGUGAACAAGCCCUGGCUGAUUAUGCCGAGCUCCUCAGCACACUCAAAACUCCAAACAAUCAAUUCAACUACACCUUCCCAUCCGACACCAAAGUCAUCUCUUUCGGUGGAAGUUACGGUGGAAUGUUGUCGGCAUGGUUCAGAAUGAAAUAUCCGCACAUUGUAACUGGGGCCUGGGCAGGCUCUGCGCCUUUAAUUUAUAUGCGAGGCGGUGGCAUUGAGCCAGGUGUAUUUGAUAAUAUCACAUCAAGAACAUAUGUGGAUAAUGGAUGCAAUCGAUUUAUUUUGGCGAAUGUUUGGAAUGCGGUGUUGAAUUUGUCGGCGACUGCAGAUGGACGGGCGUUUUUGAAUAAUAACACGGUGUUCACGUUGGACCCGAGAACGCCGAUUCGAAACGCGACUGAUGGAUGGAAUUUGAACGCGUUUAUGAGAGAAGCUAUCGAGUAUAUGGCGAUGGUUGAUUAUCCGUAUCCUACUUCGUUUUUGGAACCAUUGCCUGCGUGGCCGGUUAAGGUGGCGUGCAGUUUUAUGAAUUCCACGGGUUAGUGGGGGGGGUGUAGCUAUACAACAGAAAAAAUUUAAAUCCAAAGUUUUGGCGCCAUAAAAAUCCACGUAUCCUUAGGGUUUUCAAGAAAAAAAUUAUGAGGUAUCAAAAAAGCUAACCUGAGCAAUAUAAAAAUCUGGGGUUAGAACUAUUUAUUAUCGAAAAUCUCAUCGGUACCACGCGCUCCACACAUAUAAAAUAAAAUUAUUAACCUGAGCAAUCCAAAUUCUAGGCGUUUGAGGUAUCAAAAUAAAGCUCUUAACCUGAGCAAUCCAAAAAUGUAGGUUUGAGCUUUUGCUUAGGGAUUAUAAACGCCAAGCUCUUAAGCUCCUACAAAUGUAGGUACAGGAUUUGACUUAGGCUUGUGAGGAAUCAAAAUAAAGCUCUUAACCUGAGCAAUCCAAUUUAGGUUUUGAAAAUUUUGAUUUUUAAUUUUUAACAUGAGCAAUGCAAAAAUAGGCUUACGACCUAUCAAAUUAAAGCUCUUAACAUGAGCAAUCCAAAAUUUUUAAUAGAAAAAACUAAAAAAUUUUCCAGGAACCACAUUCACCGAUCAACAAUUAGUUACAAUGGUAGCCCAAGCAGCCAAUGUUUACUACAAUUACAACCAAGUCGCUAAUUACACAUGGUGUAUUGAUUAUUCAGUUUGUGGAGAUGAAGGAGUUGGUGGAUUGGGAAAUGAUGCAUUGGGUUGGCCAUGGCAAGAAUGUUCGGAAAUUGUGAUGGCAAUGUGUGCACACGGUGGAACUAAUGAUGUGUUUUGGGAGGAAUGUGGCACUGAUAUUUAUCAAUUGUUGCAGGAGCAAUGUGUGCAGAUUUUUGCAAAGUUUGUGUUUUUUUUUCUAUUUUUUUUUUCAAAUCAAAUAAUUUUUGAUCAAAUCAAAAAUUUCACUUUUUUUAAUUUUUUGCCACGUGGAUUUUACACGCAAAAAGUUGAAUUCGAAAUUUUUAGCCACGUGGAUUUCAGGGCUCGAAUUCUGGUCAUUCAAUUUUUGAUGUGAAAAAAUGCCACAUGAAUUUUAAGGCGCUAAAAUUUUUGAAUUUAAAUUUUUUCCACAUGGCGCCAGAUUUUUUGAUGAUAUUUCGAUCUACUAGGCAUCAACGUAUUAAAAUUCAAAAAUUUUGCAAAAAAAACAAUAUAAAAAUUUUGAAACGUAAUUUUUGCUGUUCUGAUAAUUGUCAAGAAGUUAAUACGUUAUAUUCGUAGAUAAGCUAUGACGUGGCAAAAUUCGAAAUUUUCCACGUGGAUUUUAAUUGCUUCUGAACUCCCUUAAAUUUUUUGUGAGAAAGUUUCCGCUUCUUCAGACUUGAAACUUUUUGGCUUAAAAUUAGAAUUAGAAUUAGGAAUCCCAAGUUAUAUCUCUAAACUAAAUUGAUACAAAAUAGGAAAAAUUGAAUGCAAAUAAAUUUAUUAUUCCAAAAAGUUAUCCCAGUUUGCUUAAAGUGGCCGACAAUAAGCAAUAUCCUCCGGGUUAUUUUUCAAACAGAAAAGACCAACUGGACAAUCAGUUUGACGAGUACAUUGUUGUUGAGCCAAAAUCAUAGCGAAGAAUAAUGUGGAGAAAACCAAGAGAGUUGACACAACUUUUGACAACAUUUUCAAAGAAAAAGUUGAUGAUUUUUGGAGAAGUUGGAGAUGCUCUUUUAUGUGAAUGUUUUUGAUUUGAUUAGCACAAAACUUGAUCAAAUUAUUUGGGAAAAUUGAUUUUUUGAUCUUUUUUUUUGCAAAAGUUCCUCGUUUGCACGAAAAAAAUCCCUGUAUUUUCAGCUUGAGUUGGACAUCUGCCAAUUGGGAUAUUGAUGCGGUCAAAAAAUUGUAUGGCUUCGAUUUGUCGGCUGCGAGCAACUUGAUUUUGACGUGAGUUUUUCAAAAAAAAAAUAUAUGAUCCGAAUGCCCAAAAUUUUGCAGCCAAGGCCACCUGGAUCCCUGGUCGGGAGGCGGUUAUUCCGCAUCCGCCACCAAUCCAUCGCGCGGAAUCUACAUCCUCGAAAUCCCCGGCUCCGCCCAUCAUCUCGAUCUUCGACAACCAAACACUUGUGAUCCAAACACAAUCACAAAUGCUCGCUUCCAAAUUAUCAACAUUAUUUCGUGUUGGCUUACAUCAUCGUGCCAGAAUACAAUGAGUCUUUAUAGUCUUCCGGAUAUUCAAAUUCCAACUGGAAUUGAAUGCAAAGAUGUUGUUCAAGGUUUUCCAUGGGGACAAUCGUAUCCGACAACUUCAGCUGGGAGUAUGAGUUUGAUGCUUGCUUUUGUGGUCGCACUUUUUUGGAAUUUUUAA